Messenger RNA from Drosophila gunungcola (fruit fly), 372 nucleotides. RefSeq lists its product as uncharacterized. The record is from RefSeq and is a predicted model, not a curated record. Bases 37 to 333 code for a protein of 98 amino acids. Lineage: Eukaryota; Metazoa; Arthropoda; Insecta; Diptera; Drosophilidae. The transcript has 2 exons.
GCUACUAUCAGUUCAUGUGCAUCAGAUUUAUUUAAAAUGCGGUGUCUUUGCAUAGUAUCCAUUAUCCUUAUCCUUUGUUGCUUAAUAAUAAAGGGACAACGUUUAAACUGUAGCAGAAUUCGUGAAAAUUGUGAGCCCUGUACCCGCCGUUUGGUGGAUCCCAUCAACAAUCUGGACUUUAUAAACAGGGAUUGCAGGGAAAGUGUCGGCGAACGUUGGAUUUGGCGUGAUGUAAGGCGUUGUGACAUGCAAAUUGUUGCCUGUGAAAAUCAUGACAGCAAACUGGAUUGUGAUACCGUGGCUAGGUUGGCUGGAAUGAGAAGGCGUCAUUAAUUUUAACUGAUUGAAUAAAUUCAAAAGUUACUAAAAAUA